AUGUCCAAUGGCUUUGGUGGUCCUACAAAGCCAGCCUCGGUCUCUGCGCCCAUUCAACCAGAGCCCAUGCCCGAUCUCUUGACGCGUGCCUUUAACGAAGCUGUGCGUCCCUACACUAACCGCGUCGAAGAGCUCGAGAAUGAGGUUGCCGACCUCAAGGCCUGGGUUGAGCAGCUCGAAGCUCAGAGAAGAGAGGUUCACGCAUGGAUUGACAAGCGUGGCUUGAGACCUGAUGUUCCCCCAAGCAUUGCUCAGCAAAUGGAUGCGUCCAACCCUCACAACCCGACGGCCGCAGCUUCAACCCUGAAUGCUCAGCUAGACCGCAAGAUCACCAUUGUCAACUUCGACCUGCACCGCCUUCAAGACGAUCUCAACGAUUCUCUGCCCACUCCCUCCUUUAGCGCCUGCAUGCUCAAAUUCCUCCCCGACAUUGGUCGUCUGGCUGCUCUACCUUCUGGACCCAAGUUUGCCUUUGAUUUGCUGCUCAAGUUGGGCGGUAACCUCAACUCCCACGGUGGUCUCGAGAAUGGCGAUGAAGAGGACUUGCGUGAGCGUAGAUCUUUCUAUGCUCGUCUUGACGAGGCCAUGGUUGACAUUGUACGUGGCCGUUUCAGAGAAGAGGGCGAAGGUUGGGGUGUUGCCAGAGAGAUCAAGCGCAUCGAAAAGACUGGUGCCUAUCUCCGCAACUGGGGUGUCGAACCUUACUUCCCUCAAACCCUUGAUGUCAUGAGAGAGGGCUCUGGCGCUGCUGGUACAUCCGGUGUCUACCACGGGGGUGGUACUCCUCCUGCCUAUCAAUGA
Molecule: messenger RNA, 801 nt
Organism: Aureobasidium melanogenum CBS 110374
Lineage: Eukaryota; Fungi; Ascomycota; Dothideomycetes; Dothideales; Saccotheciaceae
Exons: 2
Coding region: 1-801 (266 amino acids)
Source: RefSeq, a predicted model, not a curated record